Molecule: messenger RNA, 1374 nt
Organism: Oppiella nova
Lineage: Eukaryota; Metazoa; Arthropoda; Arachnida; Sarcoptiformes; Oppiidae
Source: the annotation of a GenBank genome assembly
AGACAGAGGGUUUCACUCGCGAGGGCUGUCUAUUCAGACGCAGACAUCUACUUAUUGGACGACCCCUUAAGUGCUGUUGACGCCCACGUCGGCAGACAUUUAUUCGAUGAGACAAUCGGUCCGAAAGGCAUUCUUCGGAGGAAAACCCGUAUUUUAGUGACGCAUAAGGCAUCGGUUUUGCCAGAAGUCGACAAAAUAAUUGUCUUAAAGGAGGGACUGAUCUCUGAAUUCGGAUCAUUUGAUGAACUGAUGGCUAAAAGUAAAGAUUUCGCUGAAUUUGUUGCCGAAUAUGUGUUGAGACAGGAGUCAGAAGAGGUGGACAUCGAAGACGAGAAAGAGUUAGAAAUGUUAGCAAAACUGAGACAAAGAGUGAAACCAAUUAUUGAAAGACAAGAAUCGCAUAAAUCUUCGGACAAUGAAACUGUUGUCCGACAGAGAGGUCGCACACGAGAUGUGUCUACAAGUGAUGAUAGAGUGAACCAAAAGGAGACCAAAAGUAGUGAUAAAACCACUGAAGAAGAGACAAAUAAAAGCAAAGGAAAACUCAUAGACGAGGAGAAAUCAGCGAAAGGUGCGGUUAAGCUCAUGGUUUACAAGAAGUACUUCCAAUUGAUUGGAUACUCGAGUUUGGCAUUCAUUUUAUUGGCGUUCAUCGGGGCUAACGUCGCGACCGUAUUGUCCGGUCUGUGGCUCAGCGACUGGUCUAACGACUCGCUCGACACCAAACGGGCCAACGAUAANACGAUAAGGAGUUACGUAAUGAAAGACUCGGUGUCUAUGGUAUCAUCGGAACUGUCGAAGGCUGGUAGGGAACUGCAUAACACGAUGAUCGCACGAAUAGUCAGAGCUCCCAUGGCUUACUUUGACACGACACCAAUGGGAAGAAUACUAAACCGAUUCUCACAGGACAUGGAUAUCAUUGACGGACAGAUAGUCUAUGUAUUGGGAGGAAUGCUCCGCAACUUCUUCACAGUCAUCGUGUCGUUGGGAAUGAUAUCUUUGGAAACGCCUCUCAUUUUAUUAGCUAUACUUCCCAUAACUAUAGUGUACGCCGUGUGUCAACGCAUUUAUAUCGCCAGUUCCCGGCAAAUUAAGCGCAUUGAGUCGACCACCCGUUCCCCUAUUAUCAGCCACUUUGGCGAGACAUUUAACGGCACGUCAACCAUCAGGGCUUACGGGGCGGCCAAACAUUUCAUUAAAGAAUCGCACCGUCGUAUCGACGAUAAUAAUCAGUGCUAUUAUCCGGGUUUCUGUGCCCAACAGUGGCUGUCCAUAAGGCUGGAGUUCCUUGGGAACAGCCGAGUGGUUCAACGAUCGGACAAAACCGCCGCCCGAUUGGCCACUAAUGGGAGGAAUAGUGUUCUCCAACUAUAG